ACAACACACUGAAGACAGUCUAAUCGUGUGCCGUUCUCCUCGAGUGCUCAGCCAUCAUGCCUCUGUGUUGGGCAUCACAUGUGCGUGCGUUCAGACACGCAACAUUCCUCUGUAUUGGCUUCAUCGGACUGCCUUUAGGACCCAGGUUGUCUCCUUUGUAGUUGUUCGGAUGCGAUGAGGGGAGACCGAGAUGCGCUUCUUCUCCUAUCACGAUUCGCAUCGCGGCUGAGCGAGCCGAGCCGAACCGAACCGAGCUGAACGGGGCAGCUUAAAGCCAGGACCCGCUCCAGCACCUGCUCGUCCUCCCUUCUUUUCCUCUUAAUUGCUCUCCAUUAAAAGGCUGUGUUUUUUAUUUUUUUUAUUUAAUAUUGUUUAUUAAUCGAAAGCCUAUAUUUUUCCGGUUAAUUUCCGUAGAGUAUGAGACGCAGAGCAUCAUCUGAGGAGCAUUCCUCUUGUUGCCUUGGACCAUGAAUUAUCAAUGCUGCCAGCUGCGUUCCUGUGACAAGUCUCCCGCGAACGGAGGACAACAGCGGUGAAUUCUUGUUAACUUUUCUGCGCAUCUUUUGACGUUUCCAGCGGCAGCAGGUACUUCUUCCACUUGAGAGGGAUUCCCCCAGAAAUACUAGGGCUUCGUCUUUACAUUGUUGUGGGUCUCGGUAACCCGGAGCUCCCGCUCUUCCCAGCGGCUGUCGGCGUAGAAGCAGCGAUGUGGAACAAGGAGGGCACGUCUUCACUCGUCUUCUGCCUGCUGGUGCUCACGGCUCUCUGGGAAAGCAGAUCGGUGAACGCCGUGUCGGAGAACAUCACCCUGUUCACGCUCAUCCUGGACAGACUGCUGGAUGGAUACGACAACCGUCUCCGGCCAGGUCUGGGAGACAGGGUAACCGAGGUGAAGACCAACAUCUUCGUCACCAGCUUUGGACCSGUCUCAGACACCGACAUGGAGUACACUAUAGACGUUUUCUUCCGGCAAAGCUGGAGGGACGAGAGGUUGACGUUUCACGGGCCGAUGAACAUUUUGCCCUURAACAACCUGAUGGCGAGUAAGAUCUGGACUCCUGACACCUUCUUUCACAACGGGAAAAAGUCUGUGGCGCACAACAUGACCAUGCCCAAUAAACUGUUACGGAUCAAAGACGACGGGACUCUGCUCUACACCAUGAGGUUAACAGUGCAUGCCGAGUGCCCAAUGCAUCUGGAGGAUUUCCCCAUGGACUUUCACUCCUGUCCUCUAAAAUUUGGCAGCUACGCCUACACAACCUCAGAGGUGACUUACGCCUGGACCCGAAAUGCUUCCGACUCRGUGGUGGUGGAAGAGGAGAGCUCCCGCCUGAACCAGUACGACCUGCUUGGUCAGACUGUUGGACAGGAACGCAUCAAAUCGAGCACAGGUGAAUACACAGUGAUGACGGCUCAUUUCCACCUAAAGAGGAAGAUUGGUUACUUUGUCAUUCAGACGUACCUGCCGUGCAUCAUGACAGUCAUCCUUUCCCAGGUGUCAUUCUGGCUAAACAGAGAAUCUGUGCCUGCUAGGACUGUGUUUGGCGUGACCACGGUCCUCACCAUGACCACUCUGAGCAUCAGCGCGAGGAACUCCCUGCCCAAGGUGGCCUAUGCCACCGCCAUGGACUGGUUCAUCGCCGUCUGCUACGCCUUCGUGUUCUCCGCUCUGAUCGAGUUUGCCACUGUCAAUUACUUCACAAAGCGCGGCUGGGCCUGGGAUGGAAAGAGUGUCGUAAGUGAGAAGCAGAAGAAAGAGAGGGCUUCUGUGAUGAAGAAGAACAACGCCUACGCCGUAGCGGUGGCCAACUACGCGCCGAACGUCAGCAAGGACUCCGGCACGCUCCCGACCAUCGCCAAAGGCGGCGCCUUGGAUCCCGGCAAGGCCAAAGCGGACGGCAAGGCCCCGGAAGCCAAGAAGACGUUCAACAGCGUCAGCAGGAUUGACAGGCUGUCGCGGAUUAUGUUCCCGGUUCUCUUCGGCGGCUUCAACCUCGUCUACUGGGCCACCUACCUAAACAGAGAACCGGUUAUAAAGGAUAUGGUCCCGUCCAACUAGAACCCGGCUUUGGGCGGGUUCCGGCCCGUGGUAGAGACGAACCAAAUACCUCCAGCAACUGCGGUACACAUACUUUUUGCAGCCCCGGAUUGCAGCGUGAUCCUCUUUCUCCGCCUGUUUUCUACACCGUCUGCAGCACUUUUGAAGAAGCCCGGCUUUUGUAAAUGUGUACGUAUAUUUAUAUAUUUAAGCUUUCAUUGUGAUACAUCGUGUGGUUACUUUGAAUCAAGUGCAUAUUUCCUUAAAAGUUAUGUCUACAGAAACCUUCACGUGGCCACUGUACAUACAAACCAAAUGGAGAAAAGACCCUGGACAUUCACACAUGCAUUUUAUUUACCAAUAUAUUAAGUGUGUUCACCUAUAAGAGGUAAAAUCACAGUAUUGUUUUGUUUUUUUGACUGGAAAGAACUGAAAAUAACUUUUUUUGGUUUCGUUCAUAAUUAUUUGAGCAACAUAAUUAUUAUUAUUUUUUUAAGUAAAUAACUCACAUCUGUAUAAUACUGUUCCUGUUUUAUAUUAUAGUCUGGGACAGAAGACAAUUGAAGCUAUCUUAACUAAAAAAAAAGAGAAAAGGUUAAAAAAAGAAAUCACUCGUGUGUCAGAAACAAUGUCUGUGUUUUUCCAGCGUUUACGUGUCGGGUUUGAUUUCAGUGCAGUACUUCCAUAGAAAAACCAAGCGAAAUCAGGGGGACUCUGGUAUGAAAUUCGAAGUGAAAGUAUGAACACCAGGAAAUGCCGUCUUGGCUGACUGUUUAGCAUUAGCAUCAACGUUAACAUUUAGCUGUGAUCAUGUUACAGGGAAUGGCUUUAUGUCAGCGCGUGGUUUCAUUUUAUCCACAUGCAUUUCUUUCACAUCCCUCCCUUCUUCCAUUUCAACAAAUCAUUUCCAGCCUGCUUGUUUUCAGCAUAUUUCAUAAUAUUGUACUUUGAUGUUUCUGAUUCUGAGCUUUUCUGAAUAUGAAAUGGUGUCAUGUGCCAUGAGAUGCUUUGUAUCAACCAUGCUGUACUUCAACCAUGACUGGUGAACAUUUUGGAACUGAUUUGACAACCUACAAUUCAAAGUAAUCUCCAAUAAUCUAUAAAAUGGUUGACAGUAGGGAGAUGUGGUUAAUGUCUGUCAGCUGGAGGUCGGACUGGAAUCAGAACUGAAAGAAAUGCGGAAAUAGUUUAAAACAAAGUUUUUAGAUAAUAUGCAAUUGCAUUAAGUCAUACAUGAUUUGAGUGCUUUCUGCCAAUUUAUCUUUAUAAUUACAUCAUCAUAUGCUAUUGUUUAACCCUCCUGUUACAUUGCCAUUACAACGGAUGAGAUUUAUUUUCUGUUUUGCACUUCAAAUUCUAUGGCUGAGCCAAAAAAAAACCACUCAUUAUUUUUUGCUGCCAUACACUAAAAAUUGAAGUCACUUAAAAAAAAGUGGCACAAACAGUCGUUCAUUGCACUUUAUUUUGAUCAUUCUGCAACAUAAAAAUCAAAAUAAAUCCAAGUGGCAUGUUUAUGCUUCCAGUUAUGAGAGGAUUAUUGCAUGGGCAGAAAACGGUGUCUGAUAAAAGUAGAAAAGAGAAAAAAAAUGGUGAUUGUGUAGUUGUGACACAUGAACUAACAGAGGAGUUCAUUUUUCUUGGUAGGUUGAAUUAUAGAGCUAAACAAUCAUAAAAUCUCUCAUAUGUUUUGCUGUUAUUGUUUUAUCUCCAGAGUUUAUAUCACAUGCCUAUGAUUGCAUUUAUCCCAGUUGAAGUCUGUUGACUGGUAAAAAAAACAACAAAAAAACUAACAGAAAAUGACCCAUGAUCUAACCAAAAUAACUUAAAGAAAUCUCCAUAGUGACUGAUAUUUAUAUGAGUCUCCUAUGGCAACUGAGUUGAUGUACGGUCGAUAGGAUCCAUCCCACAUUAGACAACAGCAUUUUACUCCACUUUUAUGCUGCUGUUUUAAAUGUCUGAGUACAUUAUUUCUCUGCAAUCACUUUGUUUCAAUGUUUAUCUUUUCUUUUUUUGUUGUUGUUUUUGUUUGGGGUCAUUUUACGUUUCAAUGAUUUUGUGUAUUAAUGUUCUUUGCUGGAUUUGCUCUUGACUUUUUUUUUUUUAAGCUGUUCAUGCUCAAUUUAUACACAAUAUCAUGAAAAUCAUAAAUUCACCUACAUUACUGUCUCUUUUUAGUGUAAAUGAUACAAAUUUCAUUAAAAUGGUGAGAUGGAAAAACUCCCUGGAAAAAAGGUUUAAAAGAUGAGAGCGGAUGUUUGUCUGUUUACAGUUAUACGAGUCGCCCCCUGCUGGUCAGCUAAAACCUUAGUGACUUUUACACAGAGGUCAUGGUGAUAUGUUUUUUAAUUUGGUGUCAGUCACUGAAAAAAGAAAAAAAAAAAAAAGGCUAAAGGCUUUUGUGGAUUUCAAAUGACUGAUUGCUUUUGCAUUAAGCAAAGGAAAACAAUUUGCAUGAAAAAGACAAAAGGAGGAACUGGAGGUAGAAAAGAAUGGAUGCAGAAGGAACAAACAUGUAGAAGAGGUGUAUGUGUUGUUUUUAUGUUAACUUUUGAAAUGCAACAGUUGUGUUCUCCAUAAGCAAUGUUGAGAUUUGUUGCGGUGGGAGAGACGUUCAAUGGAUAUCGAUCAGAAUCAAGGGAACGUCGCCAAACAUUUCAACGUCACCAAAGACAACUCAUUAAAUCCUUCGAAAUCUGAGAGAGACACCGCAAAUAUCCAAGCAUAUAGACCCGAUUUUAUCUCCAGUUAAAAAAGAAAAGAAAAAAAGGUUGGAUAUCUCUUGUUUUGUUUUUCUUUCACAUCCAGCUAAUCGUUUGUGUUUGUGGCCUGCAGUGAAAGGACACUGUCAAGCUUUAGAGGAAAAUCAGAAGGUACACCCGGCUGUCAUGUAAUUUAUUUCCAUUAGCAUCAAAACAGAACAGGAGCUACCAGUUGUUCUGCUUCACAAACAUCUGGCAUGAGAACAAAAUCUGAAUAUUAAGUUAAAUCCAUGUCUGUGUCAUGAAGUCCAUUAAGUUUUCAAGGAUGAAUUUAUUCUCCCUGAAUUACAGAAAUGUAUGAUGUAAAACAUUUUGUUGAUGAAUUUUGUCUGUCAUUGUGCUUAUAUACCUGCAUAUAAAAAAAUCAUGUUCAGCCUCAUAUAUAUUCUCAUAAAGUGCUAUGUUUUUACUUUACAGCUUAUCAUAUUUAAUUUCACCCUAUGCUUUUACUUAUUUUGAACAGACUUUGCAUGCAGAUUAAUGUCACAUUUCAAGACCUUUUCUCUGGCAUCCAAGCAGAAACUUCAAACAUUCCAGGUAGAGAUGAUUGUUCAGAAGAUGGAGGACUGAUUUAGUGCACAGUUGUUUUUAAUAAAACAAGUUCUUCCA
This is a messenger RNA of Poecilia reticulata (guppy), 5406 nucleotides long. The record is from RefSeq and is a predicted model, not a curated record. NCBI's taxonomy places the organism in Eukaryota, Metazoa, Chordata, Actinopteri, Cyprinodontiformes, Poeciliidae.